AUGUCCGAGUCAAGCGGCACGCAGCAAGAGCUGACCCCACGUCAGAAGGAUUACGUAGUAGUACACAGCACUGUCAUGAUGGUGAUGAACGCCUACAGAGCCGACAAUGCCACCAAGUUCGAGGUGCGCACCAGCAUUAUUGUGGUACAUUCACAAGGUUUCGAGAAAAAGUACGCUGAGCGGGCUCGAGUAUCGGCAGAGAUCAUGUUCAUGGCCGCAGAAGAUAAGAAAAAGUACGCUGAGCGGGCUCGAGUAUCGGCAGAGAUCAUGUUCAUGGCCGCAGAAGAUAAGACGUUCAAUCACUGA
Molecule: messenger RNA, 306 nt
Organism: Phytophthora nicotianae INRA-310
Lineage: Eukaryota; Oomycota; Peronosporomycetes; Peronosporales; Peronosporaceae
Exons: 5
Coding region: 1-306 (101 amino acids)
Source: RefSeq, a predicted model, not a curated record